AUGGACGAAAAAAACAGCAGAAAGUUUUCAUUGAAUUAUCAUUAUAAAAAUCACUUCCACUUUCGGUUUCUUAUUGUUUAUAUAAGUUUUGUUUCUUCGUUCAGAUAAAGCCACUCUCCCUUCAAGAAAUAACCCACAUUUUCGCUUUCUCUCCGAAAUGGAAAAUCGAUUCAAGAUAAGAAUCUCUCGCAUGUUUCGAUCCUCGUUUGGAUCCUGCCGAACCCGGAACGUCUCGGACGUUAUUGAAAAAGCUGUUUUCUCACCACAGAACCACAGCAAAUUCCACUUGGUCGAGCCAUUGUCGCCGUCUAAGCCUCGAUCCUUCCCUUCCAUUUGUAAACCCAGAUGCCCUGAAUCGACCCAAGGCGCCAUCAAUCAUGAUUGUAUCACGAUUACACCUAGAGAGACUCUGCCAAGGCGUAAAGUGACUGCUCGUUACCCUCCUUUCCUUGUCUCGGCGGCUGCUUUUGAUGGCCGCAAGUGCCCUCCUGCUUCCCCUAUAUCGCCUUUGAACCUCUUCUCCGACUGUAAAGACUUUGGUUUCUAUGAGAAAAAGAAGAGCUUGGCUAAACACGAGAAGAAGAAAAAGAAGAAUAACAAAAGGGUUCAUGUUAAAAGCAAGAAUAUGUCUUCUACUACCACUUUUUUCAGCUCAUCUUCUCAAGAAAGUGCUACUAAUAAGACUUAUGGUUGGUGGUGGUUUAGCAGUGAAGAUGAAACAGAGACUCUUUUCUCUUCAAGGACUCUCUCGUCGGAUUCACCCGAGUCUUUCCGGCAACAUUCUAAUUACCGGAAAAGGUGCACCAAUCGUCGAAGAAGAGUUAAAAACAGGAGCCGUGACAUGGGGGUUUUACCUAUCGAAGGAACCAAUAAAGUGAAAGACUGCUUUGCUGUAGUGAAAAGUUCUAGUGAUCCCCACAAUGAUUUCAGGACAUCAAUGGUGGAGAUGAUUGUUGAGAGACAUAUAUUUGCAGCUAAGGAUCUCAAGCAACUGUUGCAGUGUUUCCUGUCACUGAACUCUCAUCACCAUCAUAGGAUAAUUAUAGAGGUUUUUACAGAGAUUUUUGAGACCUUGUUCUCGAACUGGUCAUGAAAUGUAGAAGCAGAAGAAGAAGAAGAAAACUGUUGAACUUUUACUUGUUCUCUCUGUUUAUUUCACUGCAUGUUCUUAAGAAAGGUAGUUUAAUUAGAUUUUAAAGUUCUAAAUCUGAAUUAACGUUGUUAAUGGGAUAAGCUUUCCAUAUUAUCCAAACAUUUUG
Molecule: messenger RNA, 1259 nt
Organism: Durio zibethinus
Lineage: Eukaryota; Viridiplantae; Streptophyta; Magnoliopsida; Malvales; Malvaceae
Product: transcription repressor OFP8-like
Biological process (GO): negative regulation of DNA-templated transcription
Source: RefSeq, a predicted model, not a curated record